CACUGAAAUACGUCAUCACAAGAUGGUGACUGGCUGGAUACGGCUGUGUAGCCAGCGGUCACCACAGCGCUUCUCGCUAUCGACUGCACUGAUUUCUAGCCAACUCUCCAGGGUAACGACAUUUUCUGCUGCACAUGGUCGGUAGCCAUAGGACUGCUGGGUGUUCAGGAGAAUGGACGUUUCCUGGCGGGAGAAAUGUUGUGAUAACGUGAGGCGGACGCUGGGUAGGCAUAUGCUUAGCGCGGGAGGAAGGGAAACGCCAAGCGACUUCGUGAGGUGAAGUAGAGUGCACCACAAUGCCUGGGAAAACGAGAGGCCUUCCAGACAGUUUCUCGUGUCCAUGUUCCGUAAAGGACCAAUGCAUGGAUAUUCCAGAACCCUGGAUGGAAAGGCUUUUGCCUUAUACAGACUUGCUUAAAGGCGUCGAGUGGCAAGAUUCCAAUGGCCGUGUUUUCUUCCUGGAUGACCACGGCGUGUUUAGGCCUUUUAGCUGGGACAGGCUGGCUAGUGGAGAGAUGUGCGAUUGGAGAGAGCUGGAAGGGUUGCCCUACAAUAUUGGGGAGAUCCUGCAGCAGUUCACAUCCAUGCCCCUGGACCGCAUUCACCAUUAUGCUUACAUGGGGGAGUACCUGCGAGUCCUAUACGAUGAGAAGAAGCUUUUGGAUGUGCUUAUUCAUGUUGGCAACAAGGUAUUUGCCGCACAUCGAAUCGCCUUAGCGUGUCACAGCAUAUACUUUUCACGAGCCUUCAUACUGACCCACCACCACGACAACAAACUCUCUGAAGUGAUUCUUAACGGAAUUGACCCUGCUGCCUUUCAGACAAUUCUAAGUUUUGUUCCUAGGUUUAUCUACUCGGGUAUUCUUUACGUCAACGACUGCAAUGUCCAAAGCCUCUUGGCGGUGGCAGGGACGCUACAGAUCCCGGCAGUGUAUUUUCGAUGCCGAGAUUUUCUUGGCACACUAACUUUGGAGCCCAGUCCCCUGAGGGAAGUAAACCCCAACGCCAUACGAAUGAAGUACAGUCAUAUAAUCGACAACUUCGGGUACGCUGCCACCAUGGAUGUCUUUUAUGCCCUUCCGGUGGAUACUGUGGAGGUCAUCCUUGGGGAUGAUAACAUAAAGGUGUCCAGCGAGAUGGAGGUGUUUGAUGCGGUGAUGAACUGGAUCGGCUAUGAGCCGGGGCUGCGACGCAGGCACAUGGACCGCCUGAUGCAGAAAGUGCGCUUCCCUUGCAUGUCGUGCGAAGAGGUCAUCCAGUGCUCCCAGGCCAACGAUCAGGUCUCCUACUCCCCUGCACUUAAGAACAAGAUAAUGGAAGCUACCUGGAUCCUCACUCUCAGGAAGGUCAACUCUUACGAUCCUUUUCAUCUUCCAUGUCCUCAUCCUCGAAAAUGCUUCAGCGAAGGGCUGUACUCUUCGUCAAGCAAAAUUGUCAUCUCCGCUGUCAAAUCCCAGUACAGUGUUGGGGGCAUGCACGCCGAAUGUACUCUCUUUAGCAAGGCGGACGAAGAAAACAUCGUGUUCGCACCUCCUCUCUGUUCAACCUUUCGCGAGCCUUCUGGUCGCGACUUUACCGUUCCAUCUACACCUGUUACUGGCCCCAGUCUAUACCACCCCCCGCAGAGUCCUGUCAAGUCCGCACCCGAGAUAGUCGGGAACUAUGUAGAGAAUUCCGUAGCCCCACCGCUCUUGCAGAAGUCCUCCAGCAGUGGUGCACCGGCAUAUUUACAGUUUAAGGCUUCAGAACUCGUCUUAGAAACUCAACAGCAGGAGACACUUACUCCCAGCAGCAGUACUCCCAGCGUCAUGUCUGUUGCCAAUGAGGGAAAAAGUCGCAGAGAUAAAAGUCGCACAAAAGGCCAAACAUCCAAAGCUUCCGGCAUCUUUUCAAGAGCCGAGAGUAACCCCGAGAUUACAGUGGAACUACAGAUACAGGGAGAGAACAGCAAACUUCAGGGGAUUUCAGCCGGACUGACGAUCAGUCCCCCCGACAAAAGCAUUAACCGCGACAAGAAGAAGACGGAUUCCACACUGAUGCCUGGGGGCAGCUUGGACAACCGAAGAAGCCCUGGGCACUCGCCGGCAGGAGGCGAGACUUCGUCCAAAUCACCCCUGAACAAGACUGAGAGAGCGAGUUCUAGGAGUCGUGCCAAGGCCAAGAAAACCUCUACCAACUCGGGGUCACAGUCUCGGUUCCCAGGGCCGAUGUCCAAAGAAGGCGCCACCUCGCAGAUUUCCGAGAAGUUUUCCUCUGAGGUCUUUCAAUUUUCACAAGCCUCGAAGACUGACUCUGUGUUGCGAGGUUCUUCAUCUACGAGCUCUUCGCAAGACUUUCACCCAAAUCUCUUGCCACUAACUGUGGAGUCAUCUUCAUCUUCCACCCUGCCUCCCACUUCCCCUUUUUCUACCCCGUCGCCAACAGUGAUCCAGUUAAAGGAAGUGCCGCAGCCUUACUUGAAGUUCUACAUCAACGACGAGCAGGGUGAAGGACGAAUAACUGUAGUCAAAAGUAAUUCGAGUAGUACGUCUACGGUCAGCCUCCCUCCUGGGGUAGGAGACAUACUGGCAGUCGGCGGCUUCAUGGAAACAGAUGAUAAUGAGAGCGCAAGCCAGACUAGUCUAUACAAUGGAGACAAUCGAAAUUGGCAUAGGUUUUCCAACAUGCCCGAGACCAGAAUCAACUUCGCAGCUGCCUUUCUCAACGACGUGCUUUACGUCAUUGGCGGCUACGACCCGCAUGACAUGGACUGCAUGUGCCGUGCUGCUAGAGAUGUGUUCACUUUGACCUUAAGACUCAGAGUUUCAGCAAGCCCGGCUAACCUAAAACAACAAAGAACAUUUGGAGAACUACGAUUCUAUGGUACAGAAUGUGAAAGACUACCGACAACAGCUUUCGUAUUUCGCUCUAUAUAAUGCUAGGCCUGUGCUGGAGACUGCCGAGGUGUACGACCGGCUACAGGAAAGUGGUCCUUCAUCGCCCCUAUGACCUGCGCCAGGGUCAGCGCCUGUGCCGUGGGGUACGAGGGCAAGGUCAUAGUGGUCGGAGGGUAUGGAAGGGCGGACAACGAUUCGACUCCCUGCCCCGUGUUGGCGUCAACAGAGUUCUACGAUCCAAAGACCAAUUUGUGGCAGAGUAUGGGCCCCCUGCGGAUGCCGCGGGCCCAAGCGAGCAUGGUGCAGAUGAACCGGAAGCUCUUCCUGUGUGGUGGGGCGGCGCACGAUCCGUCCACUGGCAAGCUCAGCAGCAUUAAAUCCGUCGACAUCUACGACCCCGCUUCCGGCGUCUGGUCGCACCUGUCCGACCUCAAAACUGCGCGACAUAACGCCGGGGCAACGGUGAUAGGUCACAAGAUUUACGUGGUGGGGGGUAUAUCUGCCCACAACAAUGAAAUCCUCCGUUCAGUCGAGUGCUUUGAUACGGAAACAAAUACUUGGAUUACGUCAGUUCCAGACCUGCCAUUGGGAGCGAAAUCUUUGUCCUGCAUCGUGGUACCAGAAAUGAUGAAUUAUGCACAUUAAUUUAGCUCCAAGAAUGAAAUGUUCGUCCAACCAAGAAUUAAUGACAUUAUCUUUCUGGUGUAGUAUGCACUUUUAUUUGUGCUCUUGUUUACUUCUCUUUCAUAACAAAUAAUCUAUCGCCUGAUGCAUAGGACGUAUGUGAUGGUUAAUGUCUAGAAGUCAUUUCGUUUGAGUAUGAAAUACUGGCAUUUUACCUGACUGCUUGGCGUUAAAGCUCUAGUGGGGGAAGUGAGGUGCGCUACACGGGUGUCGAACCAGUAACCAUCUGUUCGGACACCAGUGCUCUAAGCGCUCGGCUAUCCACUUCCGCACUAUCAGCCAAGGUUUGCAGUAGCUGACGAGACAUUCUGUAACUAACAGCACAUCAUGUAACUGGUAACACUUUCUGUAACGUAUACUAUGUCCUGUAAUUAAUAUGACUUACUGUAAAUGACAAGACGUUCAUUAACUGAAAACUCACGUCAGUAAUUAACAACUCUGCCUUCCCCUCCUCCUGCCCAUAGCCCCCACACUUUCUCCGCUCUCUAGUACGUGUGUGUAAGUGUGCGCGUACGUACAGGUAGCCUCAUAUAUCGUUCACCUGGCAGUCUUGAGGACACCGGGUGCACCAAACCAUCGAUCAGGCAGGGGAGGGGUUGCGACACUCGUAUACAUACUCCUCCGUCGUAGAAGCAACUUUGCGUGUUUGUCGUCUGCUCUGGGCCCGUUGUCGUUGUCACCAUGCACUGUCUGCCAGGCAAUCAAGUGGUACCCGGAGCGAGGGUGUGCGCAAAGCUCCCGCGAGCUGUCUGGGUCACGUGACCAUACCCACGCGACUAACUGGAUUGGGACAGUUAACCUCCCACAGAGCUGCCUAGGCCGUGUCGUCAGUACUCGUUGUAACUCCAAUCUGGCUCUAAGUCCGGUUUUUUUUUUUUUUUCAUUUUUGUUUUUCCCUUUUAAGACUCAUUGAUUUGUAGAAACCGUUUGCUUGCUAUGAAUAGCACGGCUAUAAAUAUAUGUAAUAAUUUGUUAUUGCCUCUACAACGUCCUUUCUGGCGGUUGUUUCAUUAUUCAAGCUGACAUAAUACCCAAAUCUCUCUAUAAUCACAUUGCAUAAUCGUUUUUUCAUGUUCCAGGAAAACAUUACAAAUAUAUAUAUAUUAUUCACCUUCGAAAUUUCUUCCAGAGGCUAUGAAGGAUUGUGGCAAUGCUGCCUCAAGAAAUGCUUUUCUUGUAUCAAAUGAGCUCUGAAUAUAAAAACAGUCGGUGCUGAAGACACGAUCGGUAAUUCAAACCUACGAUGCCCCCACCCCACCACAUUGUCCUCGUCCUGCUUCAGUGAGUGAUUGAAUAAAAGGAGCGACUUGUAUUAGGGGCUUAUGAUCUCAGGUGGCGCACACAAUGUACUAAGCGCAAUGCUUCGUUUCCUAUUCUCUGUCUGACCUGGUGUUUCUUCAUACCUCUCUUCUUUAUAGUCAGGCAGUCCGCCUUAAUGGAUUUUCGACAAUGUGUAGAGCUGCAGGCUUACAAGCACCGGUAAUCUGUCGGUCGAAGAUUUCACACUACGGAGUCGCUUGACAACAUGUCACCCACGGUCUUCAAAAACAUUUCUUCAGACGAAUGUUUAAGGCAGUAUCUAACUUAAUUGUCAAGACAAUACUAAAAAAUAAAAAUUGGAAGCUAUUUAAGCAACUGUAGGGAACAAUAAUUAAGAUAACUUCUAAUUCUGCUUUGCAGUGUUUUGACACGCUAUUUUAUCCAUACUUUAUUGGCAACCAUAAGGUGUUGCCUCUGUCCAGUUGUUCCCCCAUCCGCUUUAUCAGAAGCCAUAAUCAAUGGUAAAAGGAAUAAACAAGAUUUUUUUGAAUUAUUACAUACAGAAGUGUGCAAAAAUAUAAUUAAUUAGUAAAUGAUUAAUAGACAGUCCGAAUGUAUUGCAUACGCAUGAUGAGUAUGUUUGUUGCACAGAUGUAAACUUGAUGACUGCGUAGUUCUGCUGGCAACAAGGCGCAUCAUCGGUAAACAAAAACUGCAUGAGAACUGCUGUAAUCUAAGUAUGAUGCUGCCUCUUUGCUCUUAGCAACACCUCACGACGUACCUGCAGUUACAACGCCGUAGUGUGCCAACCGUUCGAUUAGUUCUGACCACGUUAACGGCGCUGCUGCUGUCUUUCGGCAAAGCAGGUGACCUAGAGUAAAGUGGGAGAUACCUAGCCAGCUGGGGGGAUAUGGGAGGACAAGAGAGGGGUACAAGUGUGCGUGCCUAGGAACACCUCUGUCGGCGUCUUCAGGUGUGGGCUAGCGUGCACGCGUUCCUUGAAGAUCCUCGUUGGCGCGCGCAGUCUAGAUGACAUGUUGUAGUCACUAGUAUCUUUGCUACUAUCCUGUUCCAACACCCUCCUUCAGCUACCAACAACUGCACCGUCGUCAAAGCUGUAGGAACAGUUUUCUAGAGAAUUGAAACAAGUCCUGCCGCGGAAAGGGAUGGGGGAGAGCCGUUCCGCCAUUCGUGUGUACCUUGAUCGUUAUCUGCAGCGUCGCAAGGCUGAACAAAAUGGAAAAUCGAAGCAGCGAUUUAUGUCGAGGUGUGGAUAUUCUGUUUACUCUCCUUGUAACACCUUGAUAUGCUGAGGAAUGACUGAAUGGGUCACUGUGACUCGGCGACAUGUUUAUGCAAACACGGACAAUCACUUUAGUUCUUUAUUGGCGUUUUCUGUUUAAACUGUUUUUUGAGGAUCUACUGAUCAAAAAGAAAAGUAUUAGUAGACCUGUUCUGCGGGUGGUUACUUCAGACGUUCCGAGCCAAAGGUGAGCGAGAAACCUUGACGUCAGGUGAGAAACCUCAGUUCUACGCAAACAAGAGAAUACCAUCCGGACUAUUCACCUGUCGCCCCACAGGGAUCCGCUACGUGUUCAAUCGACAAUAGAACGCGUUAGUCAUAGAAGGCUGGCUAGAGUGUGCCUACAGUUGUGCCUGACAGUCUUUCAUUGCUCUGUGAACAGUCUUCUGGGUGACAUUAAAGUACAAAAUGAAAGGAUUUCCAACACAAAAAUGAAGACGUCUUCAAAGAAAAUGACAGAGUUUUGUUGAUGAUUUGUUUAAUGAUGGCGUAGCAGAACUUGUACCAAAAUCAAAGUGAGUGCGGAAUCGUGUUAGCAGACCUGAGUCUCCCCAUCUCUAAAGCACAAACUGUUUUGAUCUUCAAAACGGCAGUAAUGGGGCUGAAGGAUGUGCUUGAAACAGCAAAGCCGUCUGUUUCACAAAGACUAGAAUCUCCAAAGCAGGCGCAAAGAAAAUCACCUCCUUCACGAAGGAGGCAAGGAACAGCAACUUUGUUGAGGGACGUGGUCAAUGGCGAGCACGUAGAAGAGUGGGAGGAGGGGAUCAACAGUCCCCAGAUGCGGGGUGAUAGCCGCUCUGCUCCAGGAGGCGGCGUUUCUGUGACGGUCUUAACCCUGGACGGCAAUUUCUCUCUUCCAGCCCCCGGUGACCACGACAGCCAUCAGAAUAGGAACCUGGACCAUGAAGAAGAUCUUGUCGAGCUGAAACUGGUGAAGGAUUUUUACACCCGUCGAAAGUACGGGCGCCGUUACGGUCUGACGGACAGGUCCACGGAGAACAAGACUGUCCUAAGCCUAAGUCUGUUUGGCACGAAGUAUUUCAACAGCAACGACUCACCUUUUGAGGGCGUUCCCGGCAACAAAACCGCGUCCACGAUGAAAGCUGCUAACAAAGAUUCGAUCGGCAAUGCCUCUUCACAUCCUGGUCUGAAACAAUCGCUUCUCAAAACAGUCGACUGCGGCGUGUCAGGAGAGUCCAAGUUCAGCAGUUAUCUGUCUACGUCACUUCCUGGACUUACUUCCUUGCCUCGCAGUGGACGGAUACGGUCCGAUGAUCUGCUCCAGUUGACGCGGUUUGCUGGUUCACCCUCCCUCUUGCUGGGUGACUUUGGUUUUAACACGGCGCGCACGGACCAUCUCUCCGGCUACAAGCGGCUUACAGGGUCUUUGGAGAAAGAAGGGGUCGGGGACUUGCAGCUGCUGAAGGUCCUCCAACAGCAUGCUCAGCGUCAGAUCGUGGCCUGUCAAAACACUGGGUACUUCCACCGAGGAAGUCGCGCCGCUCAAAACGUGCUCAAUCUUCGCCAGACUUUCUUCCCCCGGGCUGACUCCUACCUCACGCGUUUCCUCCCCAUCGAAGGGAAGGGAGGUUGCCGAGAGAGGAUGGGAACCCCACCUGUGGUAGUUCUUGGCGAGGAAGAGCGGCGAAGACGAUUGGUUCAUCCUGGGCCCGGAGCGAGGCUGAGCGCGCCGAAGAUACCCGACAGGCAGCAGCAGGCUUCCCAUAGAGCUGCACUUCCGGCCAUCAGCGGAAGUUCAUUGACAGUCAUGCUUGCAGAAGGUCAUGGCGAAUGAGAGACUUGACAACUUCUCUGUGGUGGAAAAGUUUGAGGUUUAUCACACAGGAACUCCAUAUUGAGGGACUGUAACUCCAGGCGGUAUUGAGGAAACGAUGCUCUGACCGACGAAGACAGAGCUUUCGUGAAAAAAGAAGUGAACUGAAAUAAAUAUUGAGUGAAGAAAAGUGUAAUACUGCGGGACAGAAAGUGACUGCGUUUUUUGUGCUUGUUUUUUUUUUUUUUUUUUUUAACCGUGAAAAUAAGUCAAAAUCAUGACAGAGUGUUGAAGGUAUGUUUCAAGAAUCUUUGAACCGCGAACAUGCAGCAUGCUUUCGAGUUGCCGAUAUCACACAUCGGCAGGUAAGGUAAAAGAAAUCAUGCUAUUGUUUUAAACAGUUUAAUUUAUUGUAGACUUUUGAUAUUUAUCGUAAUUACUGAACAUAUUGAAAGACAUGAAAUGAACAGGUUCAACAAGCUUAAUACUUAGCAAACUGUAGACAAACGAGCUCUUCAGUUGUCAUGGAAAUCUCAGUGUUUUACAUCAAGCUCUGUGUCUUACUUGGAUUCAGCUGCUCUGAACACAGAUACCUUCAAAUGUUGUAAUGCCAAUUGUCUCACCCUUUCUAUCACUUUUUUGCCUAUUGAUUUGUUGUUAAUAGUUGUGAUAAUACUUGUUCACCUGUUUGUCUUCCUUUGCAGACUUAUGACAUUCUCCAUCCGUCCUCUUUGUUCCCCGAUUCCUCUUUGCGCCUUCUAUGUUUAUUGCUAUUACUUGUCUGCAAGGCUGUUUCUCCUUCCGUCAAUUGUAUUCUGUCCAUGUCUCCUUGUCUCAAGCAAUAAAAGCCUUCUCCUUCGUGAAUAAAUCACAUGUUUAUUAUUUAUUAUUGUAAUAAAACGUAAGUCUUGAUGCUCUCUUGGAAGGUUUUUAUCAUUCUCAUAACUGUAAUGUUUAUUUCUACCACAUGGAGUACACGUUUUGUAAAGAUUUCCUAAUCAUUUCGAAAAGACUCAUUAUGUGUGGCUUUAAAUGGCUUGCAGCAUGAAAUAUCGGUUUCUAAAGUCAUGUUUGUAAAGCUUCUGAUUAUGUGUCAGUUUAUGUGGACUUUGUCCCUUAUUUGAUGGGUGUUUGAUGGUAGUGGUGGUGGUGGGGUGUAGUGUGUGCAGCUAUCUGUAAUUCCAAAUGCCUUUCAUAGACUUUGAUGCUGUGCUCCGUUCUGUAUAACUAUAGCGUGUGUCUGUAAAUAAAAGAAAAUAUUCAAAUAGGAUUUCAAGAGUUUUUUUUUCAUAUUUGUUCCAAAAAUAGACUAACAUAGUUUGAGAAAGUAUAUGUAUCUUUAGGUUAUGGCUUCUUUCUGUUUCUUAAUCUGUCUGUGUAGAUCAUUCACUGUCUUGUUUUUCCGAUGUCCACAGGGCUAGCAAUUCAAAAUGUGGAAAUGCUUUUCACGCCACAGUUAUAUAAAAUCUUUUACAUCACGGGUGUAUACUAUGUUUGCCUCAUUUGCUCAAAUGUCGACCCAUAGUUGUACAAAAAAGGCCUACAGUUAAUCUACAGACACAUAACACUUGAUUACCCCAAAGCACACCUGGUUUGCACCUCGCGAAAAACUUGCUAACGGGUCAUAGUAUGUUAUGUAAUGAUCUGAUGUUCAGGUGUCACCGACAUGUUUCGUUAACAACAAAAGAGAUUUUACUAUUUGUGUUCCAACAGCGACUAAAGGGGACUAAACUUUCUCAGCAAUGUUACGAUGUUGGAAUAGAGGUAUCGUGUACAAUCCCAUAAUAUGAGUACAGUAAACACGAUGGGGUGUAAAGGUGUGUUCUGUUGAGAAAAUACUGUAAUGAACCGGUUAAAAUUAUGUCUGGCAGGUAAGGCUGUUGGCUUCGCGUGCUAACCAGCACCUAUCAACGGACAUGUUCGUAGAACGUUUCUAUUACCACUUACGAAUAAAAAUGGUUCUCUGUUUUAAAGUGUACAUCCAAGUGCUUUGCUGUGUGUGUGUGUGUUUUAUUCUUGCUCCGGGCGGUCCGGUGGCGCAACGUCAUCAGCGCCUGUCAUCAAUACAGUCGAGGUUGGCUGUCCUGGGUUCAGCUCUCGUCUAAGGCACGCGGUUAUUUCUCUGCAUGUGGCAUCCGUUUACAGGGCUGGCCGUCUUGUCGUGAUUUAGCUUUACUUGCUGGCUUGACAUAAAACACCAGUUCCCCUCCCCUUACACUCGAAUGAUGUGUUACUGAGCGGCCAUUUAAUUGGAUGAGAGAAAGACAUGGGAAACAACUCUCGAGAAAACUAAAGCGUAGCGUAACUUCCCC
Pomacea canaliculata is the source of this 10209-nucleotide messenger RNA. RefSeq lists its product as uncharacterized. Gene Ontology annotation, molecular function: protein binding. The coding region runs from base 297 to 2915 and encodes 872 amino acids. Lineage: Eukaryota; Metazoa; Mollusca; Gastropoda; Architaenioglossa; Ampullariidae. The record is from RefSeq and is a predicted model, not a curated record. The transcript has 16 exons.